Molecule: messenger RNA, 2777 nt
Organism: Neoarius graeffei (lesser salmon catfish)
Lineage: Eukaryota; Metazoa; Chordata; Actinopteri; Siluriformes; Ariidae
Gene: tnni3k
Product: TNNI3 interacting kinase
Exons: 25
Coding region: 151-2640 (829 amino acids)
Biological process (GO): proteolysis; protein phosphorylation
Molecular function (GO): protein kinase activity; protein binding; aspartic-type endopeptidase activity
Source: RefSeq, a predicted model, not a curated record
GUGAGAAGUUGUGUUGAUCCCAGUCAGACUGUAGUGUUCAAUAACAAGUGGGGGUUAUCUCAGCAGCAUUGUAGUGUUCAGCAAGGAGCAGUAUUUAUCAAAGUGACAUUACAGUGUUCAGUAAAGAGUAGUGUUUAUCACAGUGUUGUGAUGGGAAAUUAUAAAUCCAGACCCACGCAGACAUGUACAGAUGAGUGGAAGAAGAAAGUGAGUGAGUCGUACUCUGUGAUUAUGGAGAAGCUGGAUGAUGAUCUGAAGAUUAAAGAUGAAGAAUAUACUGAACUCAAACACGUGUUCAGUUCAGAUGAAGCUUUUAACAAAGUGAAUCUGAACUAUCGCUCAGAGACCGGACUGUCCCUGCUCCACCUGUGCUGCAUCUGCAGAGGAAAUAAAAUCCACAUCCGCACUCUGAUGCUGAAGGGACUGCGAGCCUCCAGACUGAGUCGCAAUGGAUUCACUGCCCUGCAUCUGGCUGCUUAUACAGACAACGCUGAGCUGGUUACAGCUUUGUUGCACGGUGGUGCAGAUGUUCAGCAGGUGGGCUACGGGGCGCUCACGGCUCUGCACAUCGCUACUAUAGCAGGUCAUCAUGAGGCAGUCGACAUUCUCCUGCAGCACGGAGCUUAUGUUAAUGUUCAAGAUGCUGUGUUCUUCACACCUCUGCACAUCGCAGCUUACUAUGGCCACGAGCAGGUGUGUAAGUUGUUGCUGAAAUUCGGAGCAGACGUGAACGCGAGUGGCGAAGUGGGAGAUCGUCCACUUCACCUUGCCACUGCGAAAGGUUUCCUCAACGUCAUCCGGCUGCUGAUGGAGGAUGGAGGCAAAGUGGACGUAAAUGCUCAGGAUAACGAAGAUCAUGUGCCGCUGCAUUUCUGUGCACGAUUUGGCCACCAUGAGGUUGUGCGUUUCCUUCUGCAGGGAAACUUUAAUGCCCAGCCGCAUUCCAUCAACAUCUACGGGGACACGCCGCUGCAUCUGGCAUGUUAUAACGGGAAGUUUGAGGUGGUGAAGGAGCUGGUGCAGCUCACAGGAACAGAAAGCCUGUCCAAAGAGAACAUCUUCAGUGAAACGGCGUUUCACAGUGCCUGUACAUAUGGUAAAGACAUGGACAUGGUAAAGUUCCUGAUUAGCCAGAAUGCAGUUAGUAUUAAUCAUCAGGGCCGAGAUGGACACACAGGUCUACACAGUGCCUGUUUCCAUGGACACAUCCGCCUUGUUCAGUUCCUGUUGGACAGUGGAGCUGACAUGAACCUCGUGGCGUGUGACCCGAGUCGCUCCAGUGGAGAGAAGGAUGAACAGACAUGUCUGAUGUGGGCCUACGAGAAAGGUCAUGAUGCCAUCGUCACACUGCUGAAACACUACAAACGUCCUCUAGAAGACUCACCCUGUAAUGAAUAUUCUCAGCCAGGAGGGGAUGGAUCAUACGUUUCUGUUCCGUCUCCACUGGGGAAGAUCAAAAACAUGACAAAAGAGAAAGCUGAUGUCUUGCUCCUCAGGGCGAGUCUCCCAUCUCAUUUCCACCUGCAGCUCUCAGAACUGGAAUUUCAUGAGAUCAUCGGCUCAGGCUCCUUUGGGAAAGUGUAUAGAGGAAAAUGUCGCAACAAGAUUGUAGCCAUUAAACGUUACCGAGCCAACACGUACUGCUCAAAGUCAGACACAGACAUGUUUUGCCGAGAGGUUUCCAUCUUGUGCCGCUUAAACCAUCCGUGUGUUAUCCCAUUUGUGGGGGCAUGUCUCGAUGAUCCGAGUCAGUUCGCCAUCGUCACACAGUACGUCUCUGGAGGAUCGCUCUUCUCACUGCUACAUGAACAAAAACGGCUGAUUGACUUGCAGUCGAAACUCAUCAUCGCGAUGGAUGUAGCCAGAGGGAUGGAAUAUCUGCACAACCUGACUCAGCCCAUCAUCCACCGAGACCUCAACAGUCACAACAUUCUGCUGUAUGAAGACGGUCACGCUGUUGUGGCUGAUUUUGGCGAGUCACGCUUCCUGCUCUCCAUGGAUGAAGACAACAUGACAAAACAACCUGGGAACCUUCGUUGGAUGGCUCCAGAGGUUUUUACACAGUGCACGCGCUACACGGUGAAGGCAGACAUGUUCAGUUACGCACUGUGUCUGUGGGAGCUGCUGACAGGGGAGAUCCCCUUCGCUCAUCUGAAACCUGCGGCUGCGGCAGCUGAUAUGGCAUAUCAUCACAUCCGGCCUCCAAUUGGCUACUCCAUCCCGAAACCGCUGUCUGCUCUGCUGAUGAGGGGCUGGAACGCCUGUCCUGAGGAGAGGCCAGAGUUCUCAGAGGUUGUAUCUAAACUUGAGGAGUGUUUGUGCAACAUUGAGCUGAUGUCUCCAGCCUCCAGUAACAGCAGUGGUUCUUUAUCUCCAUCGGCAUCUUCAGACUGUUUGUUUGGUCGUACGAGUCCAGGUCGAAGUCAUGUAGCUGCGCUGCGCUCACGCUUUGAACUGGAGUAUGCACUGAACACCCGUGCUACGUGGAGUUCUGGACGGCGUUCCUCCCAGGGUCUGUCUCUGGAUGAGCUCAGGAGAAACAUGCAGUUCCCCAUCGACAGAAAUGGUUAUGUAUCAGAUCCCAUGAGCACUAUGAGGUUCCACUCCAGUAGCAACACCAGCCUUGAGGAUGCCAGCUAAUAACACACACAACAGAUGAAAGUAAUGAAUAAGGAAACUGACUCUGUGUGUGUGUGUGUGUGUGUGUGUGAGAGAGAGAGAGAGAGAGAGAGAGAGAGACAGACAGACUCUGGUGUUAUAACUUUAAUCAAAACUAA